Molecule: messenger RNA, 1241 nt
Organism: Cavia porcellus (domestic guinea pig)
Lineage: Eukaryota; Metazoa; Chordata; Mammalia; Rodentia; Caviidae
Gene: Fibp
Product: FGF1 intracellular binding protein
Exons: 10
Coding region: 99-1193 (364 amino acids)
Biological process (GO): platelet aggregation
Cellular component (GO): nucleus
Molecular function (GO): fibroblast growth factor binding
Source: RefSeq, a predicted model, not a curated record
AGCAGAAUCUGUGCGCUCCCGGAAGUGGCCUGGCGGCUGCGCGCCCAGCCCGGGCCGUGCUAGCUUCUGCUCGGGACUCUGCGGGCCCGGGCAUAGCCAUGACCAGUGAGCUAGACAUCUUUGUGGGGAAUACGACUCUUAUCGACGAGGACGUGUAUCGCCUCUGGCUAGAUGGCUACUCAGUGAGCGAUGCGGUAGCUCUGCGAGUGCGCUCCGGAAUCCUGGAGCAGACAGGGGCCACGGCAGCCGUGCUGCAGAGCGACACCAUGGACCACUAUCGUACCUUCCACAUGCUCGAGCGCCUGCUGCACGCACCCCCCAAACUGCUGCACCAGCUCAUCUUCCAGAUCCCGCCCUCCCGGCAGGCGCUGCUCAUUGAGAGGUACUAUGCUUUUGAUGAGGCCUUUGUUCGGGAGGUCCUGGGCAAGAAGCUGUCCAAGGGUACCAAGAAAGACCUGGAUGACAUCAGCACCAAAACAGGCAUCACCCUUAAAAGCUGCCGGAGACAGUUUGACAACUUUAAGCGAGUCUUCAAGGUAGUGGAGGAAAUGCGGGGCUCCCUUGUGGAUAACAUCCAGCAACACUUCCUCCUCUCCGACCGCUUAUCCAGGGACUAUGCAGCUAUCGUCUUCUUUGCCAAUAACCGCUUUGAGACAGGGAAGAAGAAAUUGCAGUAUCUGAGCUUUGGUGACUUUGCCUUCUGUGCUGAGCUCAUGAUCCAGAACUGGACCCUUGGAGCCGUCGGUGAGGCCCCCACUGAUCCAGACUCCCAGGUGGAUGAUAUGGAUGUUGACUUAGACAAGGAGUUUCUCCAGGACUUGAAGGAGCUCAAGGUGCUGGUAGCUGACAAGGACCUUCUGGACUUGCACAAGAGCCUGGUGUGCACCACCCUCCGGGGAAAACUCACUGUCUUCUCUGAGAUGGAAGCUAACUUCAAGAACCUCUCACGGGGGCUGGUGAACGUGGCUGCCAAGCUGACCCACAAUAAGGACGUCAGAGACCUGUUUGUGGACCUUGUGGAGAAGUUUGUGGAACCCUGCCGCUCCGACCACUGGCCACUGGCUGAUGUGCGGCUCUUCCUGAAUCAGUAUUCAGCAUCUGUCCAUUCCCUGGAUGGCUUCCGGCACCAGGCCCUCUGGGACCGCUACAUGGGCACCCUCCGUGGCUGCCUCCUCCGCCUCUAUCAUGACUAAGAGCCCCAUCCCGCUCAUCAUGACAAUAAAGAUGCCAUUGGACAUUGA